CUAUCUUAAUCCAGCACUCUUCACACAGCUCCACCAUGGUCCCAGAUUUCUUGCGGUACUUCUCUCUCCACUUCAGCCGCAUCUCCCUGCUGGCAGACGGGUCUUUCUACUGUGCGAGCUUCCGCAGUUGUUGUAACGACUUUUGGAAUGGAUCCGACAGUAUGUUUGGUUUUAUUUCUCCUUCAUGUAGUUACUGUGAAGUGCAGCACGGAGCCGUUUGUGGAUGUUAUUGUUGAUCGGUACGACGUGCCCAAAGUUUGUCCUCGAGAGGUGCAAACAGAAGAUUUCAUCCGGUAUCACUUUAACGGCUCUUUACAUGCAGACGGGAAAAAGUUUGACUCCAGUCAUGACCGAGGCAAGGCGUUCAUCAGCCAGGUGGGCCUGGGCAGACUUAUCACAGGGAUGGACCGAGGUCUUCAGGGCAUGUGUGUCAAUGAGCGGAGGAGGAUAAUAAUCCCUCCACACCUGGCCUACGGAAGCGUCGGAACAGGUGAGGUAAUUCCUCCUGAUGCUGUGCUGGUGUAUGACGUUGUCCUGCUGGACAUAUGGAGCACAGAGGACAAGGUCCAGAUCCGCACACUGAGUAAACCCACGAGGUGCAACCGCACCAUUGUGGCAUCAGAUUUUGCCCGUUACCACUAUAACGGCACCCUGCUGUCGGGUGCACCCUUUGACUCCAGUUACUCGAGGAAUGAAACCUAUGACACCUACGUGGGAAAAGGCCACCUCAUCAGAGGCAUGGAUAAGGGUCUUCUAGGCAUGUGUGUUGGGGAGAGAAGGGUCAUCAUCGUCCCACCCUUCCUGGCAUAUGGAGAGAGCGGCUCUGGAACUCGGAUCCCUCCUCAGGCUACGCUGGUGUUCGAGGUGCUGAUGGUUGAUAUAUUCAACCCUAAGGAUGAUCUGAUCGUGGAGGUAAAAGAGGUGCCUGAAGGUUGCACCCGCAGGACAGUGACCGGAGAUUAUAUUCGCUACCACUACAACGGGACCUUCCAGGAUGGCACGGCCUUCGACUCAAGCUACCAGCGAAACAGCACCUAUAACACUUACAUCGGCAUGGGAUAUGUGAUCCGAGGGAUGGACAAAGCCCUGAUAGGAUUGUGCAUAGGAGAGAAGAGAAGGAUUACCGUCCCUCCUCACUUGGCGUAUGGCGAAGAUGGAGUUGGAGACCUUAUUCCUGGCUCUGCUGUUCUGAUCUUUGACAUUCACGUCAUUGAUUUCCACAACCCUAAAGACCCGGUCGACAUCAAAGUUACCCACAAGCCUGAGGAAUGCAAAAUGACCAGUGAAGCUGACGACUUGAUUCUGUAUCGAUAUAAUUGUUCCUUGAUGGAUGGCACCCUGCUGUACUCCUCGGACAAUCAGAACUCACCAUCCACUACGACCCUCGGAGCAAACAUGGUGAUCUCGGGUCUGGAGACAGGUUUGAUCGGCAUGUGUGUGGGCGAGAGGAGGGAGGUGGUCAUUCCACCACACUGGGGACAUGGUGAAAGUGGAGCUGGAGGAGUUCCCAGCAGUGCAGUGCUCUUCUUUGAGCUGGAAUUAGUGGAGCUGCAGAAGGGUGUGCCUGAAGGCUUCAUGUUUGUGUGGUUAGGAGACAGUCCUGAUCCCCUCUUUCCUGCUAUGGACCUCAACGGUGACAAAGAGGUCCCUCUAGAGGAGUUUUCAGCCUUCAUCAUGCUCCAAGUUGAACAGGGCAAUGGUCGUCUUCGUCCGGGGAUCGAUAGUGACAGCAUCAUUAAGGAUAUAUUCAAUAACCAGGACCACAAUAAAGAUGGGAAAAUCGUAGAAGAUGAACUGACAUCUAAAGUGGUUGAGGACUCUGAACAAGUAAAACGAGAUGAGUUGUAAAGGGGACGCAUGCUGUGUUGUUGUUGUGAUGGUCAUCUUAGCAUCUGUGUAGAUUUAAACAUUGUUGAGCCUUUAGACAGUCAGAUAAUUGGCUUUGCAAGAUUCUGUUCAAAUAUAUCAAUGCCAUCUCACAGCUAGUUGAACCAGUCAGUCAUUGUAAUGGAGCUGAAUAACAACAGUCUAAGAAAACAUCUGUGUUUGAGGGGUCAGUAUGACGUGUACAAGGAACAGGUGUUUGAAAAUGUGAAAACUGGUCAGUACUGAAACUGUCUCAAACAUUUGGGCUGGGCCCUUCAUCCAGAAUACAUUUUACAGAAAUUAGUUAUGAAUAAAGUGCCUCAUAAAAAUGAUGAAAACCACUGGUUGUACAGCAUAUUUCUGAGUGAAAAAAAGUUAUAUUACUAGUGUGUUGUGAAACAUAAAAUAAACUGUUUUAUAAUAAAAUGAAGAGAUCAUUUACUUUAUUUCUUCCACAAUGGACAUGUACAUACACAUAUUUCUAAAAUUAGUUUGACAGACAUUAAUUCAGUGGCCUGAAUUUUAAUGAAAAAAAAACUGCAAAAUGUUUGAAUGAAAAGUGAUAGGGAAGAGAUGAAAACACAUUUUAUUUCAGGUUGGAACAUGAAGAGGAAAUGAGUUUGGACAAAAAAAUGAACUGACUGUACGUGGCAAACUCUACAGAUAACAGAGCAAAAAAAGAAAAGUCAUUUGGAUGACUUUGUGUUAAGACUCAGUUAUUACACUUUUGGAAAUGUAUUUGUUGCAGUCUAGAAACUAACUAACUUUAAUCUCUUUUUUGAAACCAUACUGCUAGAAUGACUGAAGGUAAAAUCACCAACAUCCUGUUAGUUUUAGUAAAACUUCUGAGGUAGCAGUUAGUUCUUACAAAUUAUAUCUAUGAAGUUUUGUUUUUGCUCAGCUAGUUAUUUAACUCUUAAAAUCAAGUUGCACUGAUU
This is a messenger RNA of Larimichthys crocea (large yellow croaker), 2804 nucleotides long. It is a transcript of the gene fkbp10a, whose product is annotated as FKBP prolyl isomerase 10a. Gene Ontology annotation, cellular component: endoplasmic reticulum. The transcript has 10 exons. The coding region runs from base 148 to 1848 and encodes 566 amino acids. Gene Ontology annotation, molecular function: peptidyl-prolyl cis-trans isomerase activity. The record is from RefSeq and is a predicted model, not a curated record. NCBI's taxonomy places the organism in Eukaryota, Metazoa, Chordata, Actinopteri, Sciaenidae.